GUUUGGCCCUGGGUGAUGUAGCUCCUGCGAUGGAGACUAGCUGAUGCUUCCAGCAAGGCUUGUCUUUCCAUUACUUGGCGCACUCGUGCCAGUGGUAGUUGGCAGUCCACCAGAAGAUGCUAAGCGCAACAGGGCUGGAAUGGAAGGCUUGGUGCCUUUAUACUUGUGGGUGCAAAACAAGACCAAGCAACGCUUCUUGAACAUGUGCCGUGAGGAGAACGUCAGCAUCUCCGAAAUGCUGAUGAGAUGGGCUUCGUUUCAAGCUGUUGAGAGGCCUGCGCUUCCUGGGGAUCAAUGGAGAACUCGCAGUGAAAGUGGGGUAUCGCCUGCAGAACAGAUGAAACCAGAGUCAACUGGUGGGGUUGGGCCCAAUCUUCGGGAGGUGACCAAAGAGAGGAAGCCGCUGGGUCAAACUUUCAUGCUGGAUCUGCGAGAAGCUGACGUGAACUUGCUGAAGAAAGCAGGGAGAAAACAAUCGCUCUUGGCAACCUGGACAACAGGGGAGUCCAAGUACAUGAGUUUAGCGCUGAAUUUGGCACUCUCAGUGCGGCGCAACACUCCGCAUCUGGAGAGGAGCUUUGUGUGCAUCGCACUGGAUCGUGAAGCCCGCCGUGCCAUGCGGAAACAUAGGUUCCAGACCAUCCUUCACGCAGUACCACGCCUUGACCUGAAAGAUGCAAUUUGGAAAAUGCGGUGGUUUAUUUUGCAUACCUUUGCUUACUUCGGGGUCAAUGGCUUUGUUCUGGACUCAGACAUUGUGGUGCUGCGAAGUCCAUUUGAAGUCUUGAAAGGGGAUGCUGAUUUUGAGGUGAUGACAGAUCAUUUCUGGCCAGAACUUCAUUUGUGGGAGUAUUGGACCAGACCCGAGGAGCACAUCAAUACUGGAUGCAUCUAUGUAAAGGCUUCGAACCGCACCAAGGCAUUCCUGUAUGAGUUCUUGGAGGACCACAACGAGACUCAGGUCGGUGGUAUCCCUCGCCAUUGGAUGGACCAGCAAGUGUUCAACAAGUUUGUGCAGCGCAAGCUCUUCCAUUCGUCCAGUGAUUUAGUGCAUGGUUUGUACGAGAGCCAGAUCUACCGGAACACAAGGCCGCUCCUGCCAGUUGUGGACCCAAUACGUAUCAGAAUCCUGGAUCCGGUCGUGGUGGCCCAUGGCAUGAACUACUUUUGGAUUCGAGCUCAUGAACGGCCUGGGCAGGAGCGGCAACCCGUCCUCGCUCACGCCAAUGGAGUAGACGGAAAAGAGUACUUUUUGCGGGAUCGAAAGCUUUGGUAUCUUAAUGACUUUGAGACUCGCUUUGAGGGGCAAAAUUUUUUGACCUAUGAGCACCCGCCGCGCCUGUCAUUGGCGAAUGACUUUCGGCAUCUCACAAGAGCUGUGGUAGUAGCAGCUUCUUUGAAGCGGCGUUUGGUCUUGCCAAAUCGCAUGAAUUGCAACAACUGCCCAGCGCUCGAAGCCUAUAAAGGGACGGCAAUGCUGGGAACGAGCAACUGUACUUUUGACUACUUUGCUUGGUCACAAAGCUUUUUGGGCCACCAUGGAGAAUUGGUAGUUGAAAGCGGACUGGAGUCAGAUCCGCAUUUCGCACUACUUUCAGCAGAGACAGCAACGUCCGACCACUUUGUUGAGCUCUUCCAAGCAGCAUGGAAAGGUGGCCAUGGCGGUAAGGGCAACUUCCGGUCCAGAAGGCUGCACAUUGCAGACUUGGAAUUGGCUUACAAAACUGCUCUUGAAGUUGGGUUUAGACCGGCUAUGGUGUUUGAGUGUCGUCAUCACGACUGGCCGGUCGGUUGGAUGGCUUGCCGCGAUCAACGAUUUGUGCAAGCUCAAGGCAUGUUUUCGCGCUGUGAAGCAUUCCCAGAGCAAGGGGGGUGUGGAUACCGUGGGGUGACGUGCUGUGAAGCCUUCUGGGGAUGGAGUGAGAAACUGGAAUACUUCACUGGGAAGUCUUGGGAUUUGCCAUGCAACUGUGGUUUGUCAGAAUGCGAGCCGAGAGAAGGCGCAGAAAGGGCACAGGGAUGCUGCGCAUUUGCAGGAGGUCAGCCUAGAUGUGACCGGCGGAUACGCAUGGAGUCUGUACCUGAAAUCAACACACCAGAAGACACCGAGUCUUUGACUUCCACUGCACUUGCUGAACUGGAAGCCUUUGGCGAUCCCAUCUCCUUUUGGAAGACUUGCAGAUUAAACCGUCAGCUCAGAGCUUCAGAUAAAACAAUUGAGGAGUUGUUGUGGAACUGCCAUCGAUUGGCUACUCGCUUUUUGCUCUUAAAGCAGAACUUGGAUGUUUUGGGUCGUUGGUGUCGCUUUGCACAUCGUUUGAGACGAGCAGCCACUGACACUGCAGAUUUAGCCUUUCCCCGAAACUGGCCAAGCCCAACUCUUCUUCGACCUUUCAAUGCAGAGACUGGCAAGGUGGAAGUCCUGCGGACAGAAGAUUUGAACUUGAAGCUUUCUCACGAUCUUGCACAACUUGGUUUCUUGCAGCAGAAGUUCUCCAGGUCGGAGAUCCUUGAGGUAGUUGAAGGGUUGCGACUGCUCGGAAACAUCAAGGUGUUUGAUUCCAUUUACGCUGGAAACCGUGCACGGUUCGUGCCAGAACUGAAAGCAGAGGUGAACAUUACUAUAGAUCCUCUUGUGGACAGUUUCUCCGUCACAGAUGGCAUUUUAAAUUCAAGUUUGGUCGAAGCAUUGGCUGACUGGUUCGCUGAAGCGACAAUUUGGCAUGCGCCACACUUGCAAGGGCAACUCCUACAAGCCUCCCUGCUAGAUGGAUUGAAUUGCGAGGCGUUGAUGAGUGUGGCCAGUGGUUUCAAGUCUCAACUACGUACAUUGGUUCUAGAGAACAUGUGGGCGUGGAAAUUGAACGCGAUGGAUACACACCCUCCAGUACGUGUUUACAGCAACAGCCAGUUUGGCGCUCCUGAUUUGUUAUUGUUGUUUUGGGUUUCCGAUGGUGAAGAAAGUGAGGGCCUGGAGCUCACUCGGAGUAAAAGAAGACACUUCAUUCAGAGACGAAAGAACCGCGUUGUUCUCUGGGGUCCAGAAUGGAUUGGAGCGCUUCACUUCGGAAGAGCACAGAGUGAAUACAGGGCUAAACAAGUUGACUUGAUCAUGAGCUUCCGCAAAAGCUUUGGUCACAAGCUGUACCCUGGUUGGGGUGUGCACGCUUUGCAGUGGUCCGGUGAAUCAGCAUGAAGGAUUCCCGUAUGAGGCAAACUGUCUGAUGAAGCGGGGCCGUUCAAGCUUGGCAGCAAGACCCCAUGCCGUACCAUAAUUCCGUUUGUUAGAAUAUCAACCUCGAUGGUCUAGGCCCAGGUCAGUUGAGCUCGGCGAGCAAUGACGAGCUGCCCCAAGACACCAUAGGUACCGAUGCAAAGACUGACCAGGAGGCAACUGAUAACAUUCUGGGGCCUUUGCCUUCCCCGGACAUUGACAAAUUGCUGAUUGCUGAGCCUCUUCCAUGGGCAAAGAAAGAUGAGACGGUGGAGGAAAAGGACAUUACAAAUGAGUAGCCCAAGGAGUACGGGGUCGAGAUGCCCUACCUCCAACGAGACAGCGGUGAAAUCCCAAUCGAGCAACUGACGACAUUCUGGGGCCUUUGCCUUUUCCGGACAUUGACAAAUUUCUGAUUGCUGAGCCUCUUCCAUGGGCAAAGAAAGAUGAGACGGUGGCAGUGGCAGUGGAUGAGCCUAUCAAUGAGGAUGAGGACGAGGAACCCUACCCCGACGGGCCUGAUAACCACCAGGACGAAACGGAUGACUCCAUAGAAGAGGAGAAAUUCAAUCCUCGCCCUCCAAACCUACCCCUGUGGGCACGGAGGCUUUGCGAAGAAGAAAUUCAAGAAGGGCCCGAGGAAGGGGCAAUAUUUUUGUCGUGAUACUCGUAAACACCAAUUUGCGAAAGACGUAUGUUGCGAGUUCUGAGGCAGAGAACACGCACCCAACAAUGUUUGGGUUGGAGCACAGCGCAUAAUUGAAAGGUGAGGCUUUUCGAACAGAUGCCAAAUCGGGCCAUCGAUCCAGUGAAAAACGAGAGAACAUGAGGAAUAUGAUGGACCCCAGACAAAGCAGAGAGCCUCCGAUUUCAUCAUCUCGAUGGUGCGCCACGUGUGACAAAUGGUGUUCUUACCAUAA
This is a messenger RNA of Durusdinium trenchii, 4134 nucleotides long. The record is from the annotation of a GenBank genome assembly. NCBI's taxonomy places the organism in Eukaryota, Dinophyceae, Suessiales, Symbiodiniaceae.